This is a messenger RNA of Elaeis guineensis (African oil palm), 2103 nucleotides long. The record is from RefSeq and is a predicted model, not a curated record. Lineage: Eukaryota; Viridiplantae; Streptophyta; Magnoliopsida; Arecales; Arecaceae.
UUCGUUCAUCUCCUCCCUCUCCACUGCAAUGCGGUGGAGAUCCGCGACCGUCUCCUAGUUACUCUCACCUGUUAUCCGGGUGCGCUCCUCCUCGGAUCUCGCAACCCCUUCCCCAUAGCCCCGCCCGUCGAUCCUCCAUAACACGGCGGACCUCGCUUAUUACUCCAUAUCAUGGGAAUGUACGAGCUCAUCAGUGGGGACAGCCGCGGGAUCGCCGAUCCCAACAAGAACCUCCUCGCCAUCGACGGCGACGAUGGCUUGCCCCAAAAGGGCGACAUCGAGUCCGGCAAAAUGGUUACCGGAUCCUCGCCGAUCGCCGCCAGCGGGCGGGAUACCGCCUCCGCCAGGAAGGGGCAGCGUCUUGUCUCGCUCGACGUCUUCCGGGGAAUCACCGUCGCGGCGCAGAAGACGUACCAUGGCUGCUCACCUUUCCCCUCAAAAUGGAGAAAUAAUUGCAUGCACCAGGCCCAAGUGAACUAGGGCAACUCCCGGAGCAUAUGCACGGUGGAAAGCGCACAAUCGGGAAUUGGGGCAAUAUACGCGUGGCGUGUUAUCCACCGUGGGAUUUAACGCGGUCCGAUCGCAUCUGGUGAUCUGCUGUGGUCCCCUACGCUCGUGGUUAUGAAGUACUCUAUUAAUUAGCUGAUGGUCGUGGUAGAUGAUGCUGGAGCAUUUGUUCCAGCAAUCAAUCAUUCACCAUGGGAUGGUGUAACCAUCGCUGAUUUUGUGAUGCCAUUUUUCUUAUUUAUUGUUGGAGUUGCGUUGGGACUCGCAUAUAAGAGAGUCUCUGACAGGGCUGCAGCAACCAAGAAGGCUGUACUUCGGGCACUGAAGCUAGCCAUUUUAGGUGUCAUUCUUCAAGGUGGUUAUUUUCAUGGCAUUCACAAUCUAACUUAUGGAGUUGAUAUUAUGAGUAUGCGAUGGAUGGGUGUACUACAGAGAAUUGCAAUAGCCUAUCUGUCAGUAGCAAUAUGUGAAAUCUGGUUGUCAAGUGAUGGCGAUGUGGAUUCUGGGUAUUCCUUGCUGAGGAGAUACAUAUUCCAAUUGUUCGUGGGUUUGAUUCUUACAACCAUUUACAUGGCCUUCUUAUACGUGUUGUACGUUCCUGACUGGGAGUAUGAGAUACCGGAGGCGGCCUCCAGUCCCAAGACCAUCUCUGUGAAGUGUGGAGUUAGGGGUGACACUGGACCUGCUUGCAAUGCUGUUGGCAUGAUUGACCGCAAAAUCCUGGGCAUCCAACAUCUAUACAAAAGCCCAGUCUAUGAAAGGACAAAGCAAUGCAGCAUAAAUUCCCCAGAUAAUGGACCACUUCCACCAGAUGCUCCUUCCUGGUGUCAGGCACCUUUUGAUCCUGAAGGGCUACUUAGUUCCAUAAUGGCGGUCGUUACCUGCUUGAUCGGUUUGCAAUUUGGGCAUGUUAUUGUACAUUUUGAGGAUCACAAGGAUAGAAUCUUUCAGUGGAUGAUUCCUUCCUCCAUCCUUUUAGCUUUGGCCUUUUCACUGGAUUAUUUUGGACUGCAUAUGAACAAGGCUCUGUACUCAUUAAGUUACGCAUGUGUCACGGCUGGUGCAGCUGGGAUUCUUUUUGCUGGAAUCUAUGUGCUGGUUGAUGUCUAUGGCUUUAGGCGACCAACCUAUGCAAUGGAAUGGAUGGGAAUGCAUGCAUUGAUGAUUUAUAUCCUAGUUGCCUGCAACAUCUUGCCGGUUUUGAUCCAGGGGUUCUAUUGGGGUGAACCUCAGAACAACCUGUUGAAGGUUCUUGGAAUUUGAUCAUCUUCUACAAGCACUGGGGGGAGAAUUAGCCGUAGCCGCAUUUUGCAUGACAUUGGUACAACGGAGGCUGCAUAUCAUGAUACUCUCUCACCAAAAUAGAGCUGCCCAACACUGUGGUCCACAUCAACGCCUCUGAAGGGAGGAACAGAGGGAGGGCCUCCAUUUUGUAUAUGGCGGGGGAGUUAUAGUUAGAUGUUGUAUGGUUUGUUGUUCUGUUACGGGGCCUUAUCUAUGCGAGGCAUUGCUCUUUUAACCGUGUUAAGAUGUGGUAGCUUAAAAGCUCGGGCGCAGAUAUAGAUGGUAAUAUAUUAGUGCCAGCAGUUGAACGUA